CUCCUCGAUAUAGUGAAACUGGCUCUCUCUCGCCCGUGGACUAGCUAACACACAUCGUGUUAGUUAACCACGUAAAUCGUGUGUCUUUGUUUUUCGAUUCUCGCUUUCGUAUUCAUGCUUUAUCGAUUCCGGCAAUUUUCCUAUCCAUAGCAGCGCAUUUAUAACAAGUGGUAUCAGAGCCACGGCUGGAAAUCAGGCAAGGGUUUUCGAUUCAGAAGAAUGACGUUGGUGAACAUGAAGAUCGAAAAGUUCACCGGGAAGAACAGCUUUGCUAUAUGGCAGAUCAAGAUACAUGCUUUAUUGAAACAACAAGGGCUAUAGGGGCCGCUGUCUGCGAAACAGAAGAAGGCAGCGGUCGAUGACGAUGAGUGGAAUACCCUAGAGGAGAAGGCCCACUCGACCAUCAUGCUAUCGUUGUCUGAUGACGUCAUCAUUGAAGUUGCUGCUGAGAAGAUUGUAGCGGGCUUGUGGUUGACACUUGACAGUCUGUACAUGACUAAGUCUCUAACCAACAAGCUGCAUCUCAAGCAACGGUUGUUCAACUUGAGGAUGCAAGGAGGUACGCCUUUGAGGGAACAUCUCGAACACCUUAACUCUAUUUUGCUGGAUCUGCGUAAUAUAGAUGUUCAAGUUGAUGACGAGGAUGCUGUCCUAAUCCUAAUGGUUUCUUUGCCGAGUUCAUAUGAGAAUUUCGUUGAUUCUUUAAUUGUCGGUAAAGAAAGUGUGUCCUUGGAGGAUGUCAAGUCUGCUCUUCAUACGAGAGAGAUCAGGCAUAAGGCGUUCGGAUCUGGUACAAGUGGCGAGGCAGAAGAAACACGAGGGAACAUGAGUGAAUGAGGGAUGCAAGUUCUGUCAAAGAGGGAUCUUCUUUGCGGGCACAAGGUGCAGAAUUUGGAAUUUUGCGAGCAUUAUGUGUUUGGGAAGCUACAUCGCAACAAGUUUCCCAAGAAGGGUAUCCACCGGACGAAGGGGAUACUGGAUUACGUAUCAAAAUGUGACUCUAUUAUGAAGAAAUAUCACUUCACUUUUAACAACUGCAGAAGGUCCUUACUAUUCUCUUAGGUAAAACUAUUGAUUUAUUAGAUAUUUGAAUGCUCAUUCUUGUUUGGGCCUUUUGAACAUUCGAUAAGUGAUAGCAUCAUAUUUGCACAUGUUUGCACCCUCGUUUCUUGAUUAUUUUGUCUCAAGUUUAUACUUUCUUGGCCAAUUUUAUGCUAUGUUGUUCUCCUUUGUCACAUUUUAGGUCCUAGCACGUAAAGUGAAGUAUAGACGCAAGUUUCAUGUCAAUCAGAGAUCAAUUGGCGAUUUGGGAAAAGAAACUCAGGCAUGACCUGAAGAAACACAGGCAUCAAAGACAUUGGAACAUGAGCUGAGGAAGAAACACAGGCAGAAGAAACAUGGUCGUGCUUUGUCCUUUCGCGCCCGUGUGACGAGAAGAAACAAGGGAAGGGCUGAAACACGACCUGAGAAACAUGAUCGUAUUUCAGUCUGUUGCUUGGGUAUAAGUAUGGUUUUUGCGAUUUUUGGAGUGGAAGAGCUGGGUUUUGGAUCCCAAACACCCAAGGGACAAACUCUAGAGAGAGAGAAACUUGACAACAUUAUUGGAGCUAUUUUGGAGGAUUUAUUCACCAUUGGAGCUCGAGAAUCAAGUUUGGAGAUGGAGAUUGAAGAUUUAGAUAAUAUUUCUACAACCUCUCUCUUCUCUAUCGUGUAACUUCCCUUCACUUAGUUUUUUAGGGAUCCUAGUUCCAUGUGUUAGGAUCUUUCUUGUAUCAACUUUUGGAUGCUAUACUUGUUGGUUUUAAUCAAUUGAGGCAUGAUUUGUUGAGUCAAUUGAAUCCUGGUCAUAUUCUCUUGAUUUCUGCUUUAAUCUAUGAUAGAUAAAAUCUGAUUAGGUUAAAAGAGCUUCCUUGAUUGAUAGCAGUCAAUUGUGGAGAUUUUGAGGCAAUUCUUAAAGGUUAGGCAUGUACGUGAAAGGAUAAAAAGAAUGUGACAAAGUGGUGGUUCUCUAAAGAAAAAAAAAAUAGAAAAUAGAACAAAAAUGACAAAGAAAUGAAAGAAAAAGAUAGCCACCACAAAAAUCUAAAUCAUGUUCAUUAAAUAGUGUUUCUUAGUAGCCUGGGUUGGAAAUACUAACAUGUUGUGACUUCCUUCACUCUUGUGCUCUAAAGAACUUGAUCAAUGCAGAAUAGCAUGGAGAAAGUAAUUGGUUCGAAUGAAUAUUGUUGUGUUGGGUUUUGGAACUAUGGAACCUUGUGUCAUGAAUAUUUCCACCACCUAAAAGUUCUUUUUCUCAUGUCCAAGUCCCUAGCUAGUAAUCUAAACCCGUGUCUAAGACCUCAAGACAAGUUAGUAGUGACACUUGAUAUGUGAACUCUAGCAUUUAGAGGCUGUCGUCAUGGUGAAGAGACGUUAGGAAUUGAGAGUAUGAGUAUGCACACAUCUUGCAUCAAAUUUUGUUUUGACCCCACUGGUAGAGAGUGAGUGAUUCAAUUUUCGUAUUAUAUACCCUGGUGAGGACCUAGAUUGCUCGGUCUUGAUUCUGAUGUCUUGAAUUUUAUGCAUGAGGUAACUGUUUUGAAUGAGUGGUUGAGUCUAUUCUAUGUUGAUCGGUGAACAGAAGUGAGACUUUUCCUUUGCCAGAUUUUGCUGCACUCGAAUGUCAUCUGUGGUGAUUCAAUUUUCAUAUUAUAUACCCCGGUGAGGACCUAGAUUGGACGGUCUUUAUUCUGAUAUCUUGAAUUUUAUGCAUGAGGUGACUGUUUUGAAUGAGUGGUUGACUCUAUUCUAUGUUGGUUGGUGAACAGAAGUGAGACAUUUCCUUUACCAGAUUUUGCAGCACUCGAAUGUCAUCUGUGGUGGUUGUCUAGGUUGUUGUUGAUGUGUUGAUGUCUAAAAGUCAGUACGAUUCACGUGUUUUGUGCCUACAUGAUAUGUCCCCAAAGAUUGCAUGGUUAAAACGUUUUUAGCUUACCUUGUGUCUGACUUUGUUUGCUUGGGGAGAAACAAAUAGUUAAGUGUUGGGGAAUUUGAUAGCAUCAUAUUUGCACAUGUUUGCACUGUCGUUUCUUGGUCGUUUUGGCUCGAGUUUGUGCUUUCUUUGCCACUUUUAUGCUAGGUCGUUUUCGUUUGUCAUAUUUCAGGUCCUAGCACGUAAACUGAAGUAUAGGCGCAGGUUUCAAGUCAAUCAGAGAUCAAUUGGGGAUUCGGGAGAAUAAACUCGAGCAUGACCUGAAAAAGAAUGGAUUUCUACCUCAUUUUAUGGACAAAAAAUCAUGUAUGCUUGUCAUUAAACGAAAGAGGAUGAGACAAAGAGCGUCUGUGAUCAAACGAUGAUUGAUUCGAAGUCCGGGCGAGGGAGAAACGAAGCAUCAAAGACAGUGGAACAUGAGCUGAGGAAGAAACACGGGGAGGAGAAACAAGGUCGUGUUUUGUCCUCCUGUGCCCGUGUUUUUAGUGAUGAGAAGAAACAAGAGAAGUGCUGAAACACCGCUUGAGAAACACAACCGUGUUUUUGCGUGCUGCUCGGGUAUAAGUUUGUUUUCUGUGAUUUUUGGAGUGGGAAAGCUGGGUUUUGGAUCCCAAACACCCAAGGGAUGAAUCCUAGAGAGAGAGCAACUUGGGAUCAUUCUUGGAGCUAUUUUGGAGGAUUUAUUCACCAUUAGAGCUCGGGAAUCAAGCUUGGAGAUGUUGAUUCAAUUGAAUCCUGAUCAUAUUCUGUUGAUUUCUGCUUUAACCUAUGAUAGAUAGAAUCUGAUUAGGUUAAAAGAGCUUGCUUGAUUGAUAAUAGUGAAUUGAUGAUAGAUAGAAUCUGAUUAUAGUUAAUUGCUAUCGACUGAACUUAAUGCUCGCUAUCAACCUUCCCCUUUGCCUUAUGAAAGUAGGUUCUGGAAAUGUCUGUGACAUCUUCCUCUGGUUCCCAAGCUCAAAUUCUUUUGUUGGAGGAUGGUGCAUCCCUUGGAACCUGAGUAAUAAAAAAUCAGCCUAUCCGGGCUCGGCUGCGAAGGUAGGGGAAAUGAAAAAUGAGAGAUACCGACUCAGGAACAAACAAAGAUCGAAGAAGAUACUCAUUCCACUACUGAGAGCAGUGGCGGAUCCAGGGCUGGGCCAACCCAGGCCCCGGCUCAUCCCUCCUCCGGAUCCAUUGUUAGUUUAGUGCUUAUAAAAUUUUUCGAUUUAGGUAUUUGGCCCAAUGCUAUUUAAAAUUCUGUCUAGUUUUAUUUGAUAAUAAGAUUUUGUGUAACUA
Messenger RNA from Linum trigynum, 4246 nucleotides. The record is from the annotation of a GenBank genome assembly. Lineage: Eukaryota; Viridiplantae; Streptophyta; Magnoliopsida; Malpighiales; Linaceae.